AUCUGUUCUCCUUGUGGCUUUCAGCUCUGCUGAGUUUUUCUUUGUGGAGUUUCCAACGAGGCGUUCUACUGUGGAGCGAAAUUGUUUCUCAAGAUGAAUUGUUACGGUCUUCAGCAGAACGCCUUUGCAGCCUGUGAUGUGAUGAGGGGAUCUGUUCCUAGCAGUGAUCAGGACCCUGUCAUUUGCCCUAAGCCACGCCGAGUUGGGAUGUUAUCUGAUAUGCCUAUACGGCCCUUUAGAUGGCAUUUGAGCCAACAAACUGGCGGGUCUGACUCAAAAGCUGGGGCAGAGCUUCUGGACAUUAUUCUUAGGAAGGAGAGUCAUGGGGAAGAAUAUGCAAAUCAGGCAGCUGCAUCACCACCAUAUUUUUGUGGGUCCCCUCCAGUCCGAGCUGCAAAUCCAUUGGUUCAAGAUGCGAGGUUUGCAGAAGAGAAGAAUGCUUCCGUACUGGGAAAUUCAUCCCCAUCAGGAUUAUCAUCUCCGUCUUCAGCAUCACGCAAGGGAGGACGUGCUAGAAUGAAAUUUGGACCUACACCGGCUGCAGUUAGAGUAGAAGGAUUUGAUUGCCUUAACAGGGAUCGCCAGAAUUCGAGCAUCCCUGCUUUUGCUUAGAACUUCAUUCAGAGGAAGUGUACAUAUAAGGAGCUAAGUGCCACCACUUUCAAGAACUUGACACAACUAGAGAGAAUUUUGUGAAUGUUUUGGAUGGAAGCAAGAAGUUAUGUUAGCUAUGUAUAUAUCAAAUGUUUUGGUCUGGUGAUCAUCUUGAUGCUAAUAUUUUUUGUGGAUAGUUUGAUGAUGGAACAGCAGAAAAGAAAACAUUGUAUUGUGGGGAAGGUUUGAUAUGUAAAGAGCAUGUUCUUUUGUAAUAUAAGCUGGAUCGAUCUGGGUGUUUUUUUAUUAGCACAAGAUGAUCACUCCAAGUGUCCUGUAUAGAAUUUGUGAUUCUGAUCAUCCUUGUAAAUCUAUUUAGAUAAAUUUCAAACCUGUCUCAUAUUUAGUGAUUAAGCCCGUAUUCUCUCAUUAA
Neltuma alba is the source of this 1027-nucleotide messenger RNA. RefSeq lists its product as uncharacterized. Lineage: Eukaryota; Viridiplantae; Streptophyta; Magnoliopsida; Fabales; Fabaceae. The coding region runs from base 94 to 612 and encodes 172 amino acids. The transcript has 4 exons. The record is from RefSeq and is a predicted model, not a curated record.